CAGGGAGCGGGAAGGCGGCGGCGGCGGCGGCGGCUCCGGCUCCUCCUCCUCCUCCAGCGGCCCCGGGAUGAAUAGCGGCUUCGGGCUGGGCCUGGGCUUCGGCCUGACGCCCACGGCGGUGAUCCAGGUGACCAACCUGUCCGCGGCGGUGACCAGCGACCAGAUGCGGACCCUCUUCACCUUCCUGGGAGACAUCGAAGAGCUGCGGCUCUACCCCCCGGACAACGCGCCUCUUGCUUUUUCCUCCAAAGUAUGUUAUGUUAAGUUUCGCGACCCAUCGAGUGUUGGUGUGGCCCAGCAUCUAACUAAUACGGUUUUUAUUGACAGAGCUCUGAUAGUUGUGCCCUGUGCAGAAGGGAAGAUCCCCGAGGAGUCCAAGGCCCUGUCCCUGCUGGCUCCCGCCCCCACCGUGACCAGCCUGAUGCCCGGGGCCGGGCUGCUUCCCAUCCCGACGCCGAACCCCCUGACGACGCUCAGCGUCUCGCUGAGCAGCUUGGGAGCCAUCCCGGCGGCGGCGGCCGCGGCGGCGGCGGCGGCCGCGGCCUCGUUGGAUCCCAACAUCGCCAACCUUGGAGAGAUCCCCCAGCCGCCGCUGAUGGGGAACGUGGACCCUUCCAAAAUCGACGAGAUCAGGAGGACCGUCUACGUUGGCAACCUGAAUUCCCAGACGACCACGGCCGAUCAGCUGCUCGAGUUCUUUAAGCAAGUGGGAGAGGUGAAGUUCGUGCGGAUGGCCGGGGACGAGACCCAGCCGACCCGCUUUGCGUUUGUGGAGUUUGCCGACCAGAACUCCGUGCCCCGAGCCCUGGCCUUCAACGGCGUCAUGUUCGGAGACCGGCCGCUCAAAAUCAACCACUCCAACAACGCCAUCGUCAAGCCCCCGGAGCUGACGCCACAGGCGGCCGCCAAGGAGCUGGAGGAGGUGAUGAAGAGAGUGCGCGAGGCCCAAUCCUUCAUCUCCGCAGCCAUCGAGCCAGAGUCCGGGAAGAACAGCGAGAGGAAAGGCGGCCGAUCUCGCUCGCACACGCGUUCCAAAUCCCGCUCUAGCUCCAAGUCCCGGGCACGGAGGAAAAGAUCCCACUCCACCCGCAGGAGCAGCUCCCACACACGGUCCCACUCCCGACAGAAGGAUCGACGGCGGUCCAAGAGCCCCCCCAAGAAGCGCUCCAAAUCCAACGAGAGGCGGCGGUCGCGGUCUCGCUCUCGGUCCCGGGACAAGAAAAAAGACAAAGAAAAUCGUGACAAGAUCAAGGAAAAAGAAAAGGUGAAAGAAAAAGAUCGGGACAAGGAGAAGGAGCGAGAAAGGGAUAAGGAACGAGACAGGGACAAGGAGAAGGAGCGAGAAAGGGACAAGGAGAAGGAGCGGGAUAGAGACAAGGAGAAGGAGCGAGAAAGGGACAAGGAGAAGGAGCGAGAUAGGGACAAGGAGAAGGAAGAGCAGGAAAAGGAGCGUGACAAAGAGAAGGACAAGGAGCUCGACAAAGAGAAGGAAAGAGAAAAGGAAAAAUCGAGAGAGCGAGACGACAAGAGAAAGAAGGAGAAGAAGUCGCGGACGCCUCCCAAAAGCCACAACGCCGCGCGGCGAUCCCGGAGUGCCAGCAGAGAACGGCGGCGGAGGAAGAGCAGGAGCGCCUCCAGGUCCCCUAAGGCAUCCAAAACUGUAAGGAGGAAGUCUUCCAGAUCGCCGUCUCCACGCAGAAACAAAAAGGAAAAAAAGAGGGAGAAAGAAAAGGACCAAAGCAGCGACCGGAGAGAGCGGGACGGCUCGGCGGCGUCGAAGAAGAAGAGCGGCAGAGAGAAGGAGCGGAAAGAGAAGGCGGAGAAGAGCACGGCCCCGCUCAAGGAGCGAGACCACAGCAAGGAGCCGCCGCCCCCGCCUCCCCCGCCUCCGGCCGUGGGCACAGAAGCCGACCGCCCCCAGACCCCCGGGCCCGACGAGGUCCAGACGCAGCAGCAGAACGGCAACUGCCAGUCCAGCCAAGAGAGCCCAUCGGGGACCACGAACGCUGUAUAGGGCCGGCUCCCGGCCGCACCCCGAACUGAACCGGGGAGGGACGGGGGGGGGAGGGACCGCGGGGAGGGGCGGCCAGAGCCUUCUGCUCUCCGCGAGAGAUGCGGCCGAGAGCGGGGGCGCCGGCCGGCGGGCCCGACCGCAGCCGGUUCCCCGGCGGCUGACCGGCCUCGGCCCCCAACCGCUGCCCACCCAGCCGGAGACACACAGAGAGAGAGAGCACACGACGGAGGCUAGCACAGGACCGCUGGUGGGCGGGUUUUGUAUGGUUUUCCUUUUUUUAACUGGUGUAUAUCGUUGGAUGAUGUGCUCGAAAUACACAACGCCGUCCGUUGUCCGUGACAAGUGCGUAAACCACCCUCCCCCCCGCUCCUCUUCCCCCCUCCCUCCCCCGUCCCUUCAGCGUUGCAGCCAGCGUGCCCCGUGCGUCCACGCCGCCACAGACGGCCCGCUUCCGGAAAAGGCGCCCCGUCGGAUCCUCGGCCCCGGAGUUGUGCCGCUCCGCCCCGAACCAGGGCAGCGGCCGUGAUGAACGGAGACGCAGACAAAGAUACGGUUCGAGUCGGGGGCGGGGGGAUCGUUCCCGCCUCCCGUUCCACCCCACCCCCGGUCCUAGAAGGGGCGGGCGAAGGACCGGUCUUUGAUUUAAGUGAAGGCAGAGGAUACGGAGCCCCUGCUCGGUACAUCUGGGGCAGCAGAAACCGGAGCCGCGGGGCAGUUCGAAGGGUCCAAACCGGUCAUUCCCGAAGGGGCAAAAGAUCACCGAGGAAGGGGACGAGGAAGGGGACGGCACGGCAGGGGCAAAGCUGGCCUGGUCGCAGCUGUUCUCGGUGUCCGAUCUUCCUGGAAGAUCAGGCCUGCCCCUGAAAUUGAGCUCAGUUCUAAUUCGAGGGCCCUUUGUCCUUAAUACGAUUUAAAUGCAGUCAAACUACUCAGUUGCCUUACCUCCGGAGAAGAUUUCCCUCUAGGAGUCGGAAGGGCCGGGGGAGCGGGGCGGGAAGGCGGAGGGGGGUGUCUCCGGGGUGACGAGGGCCCGCCGUCCGAGGGCCGGUUCGCCGCACGGGCCGGGGACGUGGAGGCCGCCGGCCGGGCCCUCGUAAACGCUUUACCGUGUAAAGCAGAGGCGGUCGGUCGGCUCCGGCGUGUUCCGUCUGGCGACGGCGUAAGGGAGCGUGGCCGACGCCGUCUGGAGUCUGGAAGCAGCCCUGCCUCACCGGAGGCUGCUGGAAUCCUUGUUAUUUUUAGUAUCGUUUCCCCAAUAAAGUUGGAAUAUUUUAGA
This is a messenger RNA of Ornithorhynchus anatinus (platypus), 3290 nucleotides long. RefSeq names its product splicing regulatory glutamic acid and lysine rich protein 1 (gene SREK1). The transcript has 13 exons. The record is from RefSeq and is a predicted model, not a curated record. Gene Ontology annotation, cellular component: nucleoplasm. The coding region runs from base 68 to 2014 and encodes 648 amino acids. Gene Ontology annotation, molecular function: RNA binding. Lineage: Eukaryota; Metazoa; Chordata; Mammalia; Monotremata; Ornithorhynchidae.